AUGGUCGCUCUCAAGUACUCGGCUCUUGCCGCUCUGGCGCUUCGUGUUGCCUCCGUCUUCGCCCAGGAACACUCUCCUAUCGACGAGGACGCCGGUAACCCUGAGAACACCCCCGAGCUCCGUGCCGAUAUCUCUGCCACCUUCCCCGAGGCCGACAUCUUUGGCGUCAAGCUGGUCAACGGACGUCCCACCAAGGCCGUGAUCGAGAUUGCCAACCACGAGGACGAGCCCAUCCAGUUCGCCUUUGUCGGUGGCUCGCUUCACACCCUGCAGCCUCUGCCCGAGAAUGCCCACCCCUCGGUCGGCAUUGUCCGCAACCUGAGCACUGUCCGCUACGAUGCCAUCAUCCCCGCUGGCGAGACCCAGUCGCUGCCUUACUCGUUCGUUCUGGACAUGAACCCCCAGGACCUUCGUCUCUCCCUUGGUGCCGUCGUUUCUACCCAGAGCGGCAACAUCUUCCAGAUUGGCGUUACCGAGCAGACCGUCAGCAUUGUCGAGGCCCCCACCAGCAUCUUUGACCCCCAGAUCAUCUUCUUGUACCUCGUCCUCGGUGCCGCUUUCUCUGGUGUCUCUUACUUUGUCUACAAGACUUACAUUGAGGCCUUCUUCCCCCAGGCCAAGAAGCAGAGAGCUCCCAAGAAGGCCAAGGUUGUCGAGGCCGAGCCUCUGUCUGGCGGCGAGGGUGUUGCCACCGGUGCCGAGAAGUUCGACGCCAGCUGGAUUCCCGAGGACCACAUCAACCGCCCUGUCGCCAAGCGUGUCAAGAGCGGUGCCAGCCAGAAGAAGAAGACUGCCGAGUAG
Molecule: messenger RNA, 801 nt
Organism: Pestalotiopsis fici W106-1
Lineage: Eukaryota; Fungi; Ascomycota; Sordariomycetes; Amphisphaeriales; Sporocadaceae
Exons: 3
Coding region: 1-801 (266 amino acids)
Cellular component (GO): endoplasmic reticulum; endoplasmic reticulum membrane
Source: RefSeq, a predicted model, not a curated record